AUGAUUGAUGAAGGUGACCUGAAACUAAAAGAUAUAAAUAUACAAAAUCAUCUGGCCCACGCCUGCAUCCUCCUCGAAGCUCGACUGCAAGUCUUGUGUUUUCUGGAUAGUCCUCCCUCUUUUGGCGCUCUGAAGCUGGCUGUGAUAGAUCUCUGCUGUCAUUCUGCUGUGACACAAAUGGAGCUGGAAGCCUCUUUAGAUAUCAGAUGUUUCUGCUUCCAUCCUAAUGGAGAGGCGUCGCUGUUUGAGGUGAACAUCCGUUACGUUGGCGGUCUUCUCUCUGCGUACUACUUGACAGGAGCUGAGAUAUUUAAGCAGAAGGUGGUUGAACUUGGCGAGAAGUUGUUACCCGCCUUCAACACGCCCACCGGCAUUCCCCGAGGAGUCAUUAACCUGGGCAGUGGCACCAGCUGGAGUUGGGGCUGGGCAUCGGCCGGCAGCAGUAUCCUGGCCGAGUUCGGCACGCUGCACCUGGAGUUCGUCCACCUGUCCCAACUGUCCGGAAACCCCCUGUUCACUGAGAAGGUGAUGAACAUCCGAAAGCUGCUGAAUAAGAUCGAGAAGCCUCACGGUCUGUAUCCCAACUUCCUGAGUCCCGUCAGCGGGAACUGGGUACAGCAUCACGUGUCUAUCGGAGGUCUUGGGGACAGUUUCUACGAGUAUCUGAUCAAAUCCUAUCUGAUGUCAGACAAGACGGAUCAGGAGGCUCAGAAGAUGUACUACAGCGCCAUGGAGGCCAUCGAGACGAACCUGGUGCAGAAGUCUCCGGCCGGAUUGACGUAUGUAGCCGAGUGGCGGGGGGGCAUCCUGGAUCAUAAGAUGGGGCAUCUGGCCUGUUUCUCCGGCGGGAUGAUCGGCAUCGGAGCAGACGACGGUCCGGCGGGACAGAAGCAGCACUACCUGGAUCUGGCGGCUGAAAUCACUCACACCUGUCACGAGUCCUACAGCCGCUCAGCCACCAAACUCGGUCCAGAGGCGUUCCGCUUUGAUGCAGGAGCCGAAGCCACAGCCACCCGACUGAGUGACCGCUACUACAUCCUCAGGCCAGAGGUCAUCGAGAGCUACAUGUACAUGUGGCGUUUGACCCAUCACCCCAAGUACAGAGAGUGGGGCUGGGAGGCCGUGGAGGCGUUAGAGAAGCACUGUCGUGUGGACGCAGGUUUCUCAGGAAUCAGAGACGUGUACGCCUCCACAGUCAGUCACGACAACAUGCAGCAGAGCUUCUUCCUGUCCGAGACUCUCAAAUACCUGUACCUGCUGUUCUCGGACGAUGAUCUCCUGCCGCUGGACGACUGGGUGUUUAACACAGAGGCUCAUCCGCUGCCCGUCAUACGCAAGAGAUGCCUUCAGGAGCACAGCAACACACAAGACGAUGAACAGACCAACCUGGAGUAGUAUUUACCAUCACACACACACACACACACACGGAUUCAACCUCACGGGUCCUGACAUGGAUUCUCAGCUCCUUUCCUGUAAAGGAUGUCUUCAUAUAUAUAUAUAUGCUGUGAUUGUAUAUCUCUGAGCCGAGACUUCCCGCUCUCCUCGACGGGUGGAAGCAGGCACAACUUUCCGUGGACAAUCAGUGAAACGUGACUUUCAUGAGAAGAGCACCUUUUUUCUUUGCUUCUUUCCUCUGUGAGGAAAACCUGAAUAACUUGCAGCCCUGAAUCUGUGGGAGGAGUGUCGUACGAUGGCGGGCCGUGCCGAGCGAAAGAGAAAACCACUUUUCUUCACGUCUCACCUGUAAUUUAUCUUUUCUUUCAUCCUUUCAGUGUGUAUUCCUUUCCCCGUCUCUUCUGCCAAAGCGUUUGCGGUCUUCAUUUCGUGUUCUCUCCCCGCCCGUGAUAUUUUGUUCCAUCUCCUUUCGAGUCCAAUUUUGUGCUAUGAUUUUUUUCUUUAUUAUUUCAAAACAGAGCGAGGACUGAGGUUUUUACAAACCUGACCGAAGGAUGCUUUGUGAAAUGUGUUGUACAGAAUCCUCUCGUUUGAACAGGAAGUGGAAUGAUGUCAUCGGCAGGCCAGGAUUGUUUUACGUGAUUUUAAACUUAAAGUCGUGUAUUUUUUUUAAUGCUUCAACUGCAUUGUGUUGUGCACGAUAUGCCAAGACCAGUAUCACGAGAGUGGAAAAACACACACUUGCACUGGCACUGGAUGGCCACUAGGGCUGGGCGAUUACAUAUUCAACCUUUGUUCGAUUUUUGCAUUGAUUUCGGUGGAGAUUGUGAAUCAUAAAAUUAUAUAAAUGCA
Messenger RNA from Carassius auratus (goldfish), 2247 nucleotides. RefSeq names its product mannosyl-oligosaccharide 1,2-alpha-mannosidase IC-like. The transcript is spliced from 12 exons. The record is from RefSeq and is a predicted model, not a curated record. NCBI's taxonomy places the organism in Eukaryota, Metazoa, Chordata, Actinopteri, Cypriniformes, Cyprinidae. Gene Ontology annotation, biological process: mannose trimming involved in glycoprotein ERAD pathway; carbohydrate metabolic process. Gene Ontology annotation, cellular component: extracellular exosome; Golgi membrane; endoplasmic reticulum. Gene Ontology annotation, molecular function: calcium ion binding; mannosyl-oligosaccharide 1,2-alpha-mannosidase activity. The coding region runs from base 1 to 1395 and encodes 464 amino acids.